AAUGUGGGUAGAUAUUUAUGAGACAUUCACUCGUGACGCAUGUCAAUUAUUAGGCAUAAGUGUUGAAAGUCCACUUGCUAUAUGCAUUAAUGCAGGAUGUACUGCUGUCCCAGCUUUACUGAAUAUAAAACAAGUGAUGAUGCAACGUCAAGUCAGUGGCAUAUGGAACGGUAAAGAUGAAUUACCAAUAGAAAUUGACCUUGGUACCGAUAAAAGGUAUCAUUCAAUGUUUGCAUGUCCAAUAUUAAGACAACAAUCGACUGAAAAUAAUCCUCCCAUGCGACUAAUCUGCGGCCACGUUAUAUCCCGAGACGCAUUAAACAAAUUAUGCAAUGGAAACAAGUAAGAAAACAGUCUUUUUCUUGGAUUUAUCUAUUAAAC
Messenger RNA from Agrilus planipennis (emerald ash borer), 381 nucleotides. RefSeq names its product protein RMD5 homolog A-like. Gene Ontology annotation, molecular function: ubiquitin protein ligase activity. NCBI's taxonomy places the organism in Eukaryota, Metazoa, Arthropoda, Insecta, Coleoptera, Buprestidae. Gene Ontology annotation, biological process: proteasome-mediated ubiquitin-dependent protein catabolic process. The transcript is spliced from 2 exons. Gene Ontology annotation, cellular component: cytoplasm; GID complex; nucleus. The coding region runs from base 2 to 346 and encodes 114 amino acids. The record is from RefSeq and is a predicted model, not a curated record.